This is a messenger RNA of Ciona intestinalis (vase tunicate), 1002 nucleotides long. The record is from RefSeq and is a predicted model, not a curated record. Lineage: Eukaryota; Metazoa; Chordata; Ascidiacea; Phlebobranchia; Cionidae.
AGGUUAAUUUUAAUUAACUUGGCAUCAAGUAGAAAGUGCACUAAAUCCUAAUCUGUAAUGUACAGCAUUUUAGGUCCUUCAGAGAUUUAUAUAAUAUUUAUUCCCUUCUAGUAUUUUACGAAAUACAAAACAAUUGUUGACAAAAUGGAAGCCGAGAAUAAGGAAAGGCAAUCUAAAGCAGAACCAACAGAAGUCGCCCAAAUAGUUGAAAUCGAGGACCCCCCAUCAGGUGAGAAGGAAACGACUCCUGAUGUUCCUGCUGUUGUAAAACCAAAGCAUUCAACUUUAACCAAACCUGCUAAUGCAACCAAUGACCAAACAGUUUUCCAAAGCAACCCUGAUAGUUACAACGGGGCGAUACGAGACAGGUACCAAUGGUCCCAGAAUUAUGAUGACGUUGACGUAAAGAUUGUGGUAGAAAAGUCGGUUGUGAAAGCUAGACAAGUUAAAGUUGAAAUCCAGCGAAAACAUUUAAAAGUUUGUGUAAAAUCGAACGACACUGCCAACUAUGAGACGAUAAUAGACGGAGAGUUACAGCAUGAGGUGAACAAAGAAGAAAGUAUGUGGUCUCUGGAAAGUGGGAAGAAUAUACAGAUCACGCUCACAAAGUUUAAGAACAUUUGGUGGACGAUGUUAGUUGCCGGAGAAGAUGAAAUCGACAUUCAGAAGAUCGCUCCGGAGCGUUCUAUGGAGGACAUGGACACAGAAGAGAAAUCAGUGAUCAAUAAGCUUCAAUUUGAUGAAAAACAGAAGAGACUCGGUCUCCCACAAAGUCAUGAGAUGGUAGGAGGGUUUUUAUAUAAAAGGGAUGUUUAAAUGCUUCAGCAAUGUUCAUUUUUUGCCCAUGUUUUUUUCCAAAAUGUAAUAGUUUGUUGCAAUGGUUUCAGCAAUGUUCCUUUUUUGCCCUUUGUCCAUGUUUUUUUUCCAUUUUCUGUGCUUGUUUUGUUCAAGUUUUGUCCAUUUGUUUGUCCCAUGACAAAAGUUCAAGGUUCACCAAUUGUU